GCGUGUUUAUUAUAAACUCCUCGGGCAAGGAAAGAUACAGCUCGUAACGCAACGUAACAAUCUGUUAUGUUGUUCUUGGUCAGUCGAACAAACAACAACCGUUUUAUGCGCGGUUGCAACCGUGCUCGAGUAAACAGUCUUUCGACCAAAAAAUCUACACGCGUGCAAAGUUCAUUUAUAAUGCAAUUCUCGUCUCGUAUCUCUGUCAUUUUCUGGGUACGUGGAAUAAUAAUAAAUAAUCGCGGUAUAAUAAAUAAAUCGUCCGUGUAGUUAAUAAAAUAAAAUAAAGCGAACGAACUGUUCGGGAAUCCUGAGCGAGGUUAGUUAGACGAUCUUAAAAGAAUCGUAGGAUUUGCUAGGAGAAUCCUAAAUGAAUUCUAUCGUUGAGAUCGAACCUAGCGGGAAUGUUAAACGAGGAAUCCUCGACGAAUCCCAGAAGGGAUAAACAGGGCUAUGGAAAUAGCGAUUCGGUUAUGGAAAUGAAAUUUCAAUGUUCGAAUAUCGAGAGGGAAAGCCAGUCGGAAUUUUCGAUAGCGAGGUGACAGCUCUAGUACCUUGGUCUCGAUCUAAUUACACCAAUGAUACGGUCGUAACGCGUAUUUCGAGAGCGUUUCGUGACAGGUGUAAUACAUAUACAAUUUCCAUGGUAGACGAGUACAUUUUGCCAUCGUAACUGUUGGCGUACAAGGCAAAGGUGUUCAAGUAAACCGGUAUGGGACAACACACGGACGGUCAGCAACUACGUCGAGUCCAGGCGAGCCACAUCCGGUACAGCGGAGCUUCUGCCGCAGCAGAGAUCUCGAUGAGGAUUCUCGCCAAAGUAUAACAGUUUAACGACGAUGGACAGAUCUAGUUCUUAUCGAAGACCUCGUGGAAACAGAUCCAUUACGCAAGAAUCAAGUGUAAGGAUCCCUGAAUUAUUGAAUCAAUUGUGCAACGAAUCUCAAGGACCAAAUACUAUUCUACGUGAUGCCUGCUACGGCUGUUUCUACAGGGUCACAAAUCAACCAGUCAGCUUUUCUCUAUUAUCGGCAAUCUCCGAUUGUGGGAAUAUUUAUCUCAACGGUACCGAUUACAGUCAUUGUCAGCAGUACCUGACCAAUGCAACAAAUUCAGCAAACUCGAAGACGAAUCCUACUACGAUAUACUGCACAUUUUUGGAGUGCAUUCGACAAGCAAACAAGGACAAUUUGCUCAGGGAAUGCGUCGACGAAGCCAUAAGUGUGUUUCCCAAUUUUACCACCACGGACGUCAAAUUGGCUCAAUUAUUCACGAACACCACCGCGUGUGUGCUCGCGAAAACUCGUUGUUCUCGUACGAAUCCUAUAACCGGUGAAUAUCAAAAAGACGAUCUCGCCAGUAAGCUGCAUAUAUCCACGAUCAACGCCAUGCUGGUCAACACCGAUUACAAUAUCAACAUUAUUCAACUACCGUUUCAUUACGGUUCCAUCGACGUCUGCGCCAAGUAUAGAAACUACGAACAAGCCAGCUGGCCGAGCGCUACGUGUUGAUUGAAAAUUUCCCUUCCACCCAGGACGAAACUUACAAUUAGAGGAACCGUGAAAUUUCUACCAUCUGAAGCGAAUAGGUUCGUGACGUAUUUCGUUGAGCAAUACAUAUCGGCCAUCAGGUUAACGCCGUGUUAUACAUCAAAGUUUUAUAAAUAAAUGAUUUUACA
Molecule: messenger RNA, 1678 nt
Organism: Megachile rotundata (alfalfa leafcutting bee)
Lineage: Eukaryota; Metazoa; Arthropoda; Insecta; Hymenoptera; Megachilidae
Source: RefSeq, a predicted model, not a curated record